UUCUCACCGAAUCGACGAGAUGAAGGGGAAAUGGAACUCUGGAAUCCUCUAUUGAUCAUUGAUUAAUCAUUUCUGGUUUCAUAUUCAGCUCAAUAGAAAUCAAUAUAGCAAUUGACAUACUUGGAACGCCACCAAUAUCUACGCCGUUGAUGAUUUUAUGAAUAUCCCAGGAAGUUAACCCAACUCAAGAUCUUGAGAAUUGUUGAGUGUGAAGUGUCAUCUAAGGAGAAACAGACGUGGCUAUCAGAAGGAAGUGGCCUGACCAUUUAUUCAUUCAUCUUCUUGGCUAUCGGAGAGAACUUCAGCAAGCCUAUGAACAGAACUGAGGAGCGAACCUCAGCAACCUCGCAGUCAUGGAUCGCCUCCCAGUUGAAUUGCGGCAGACCCUUCUUGAGCUCCUGGACCGCCCAGAGCUGAAAGCCAUCCGUCUCACUUCCAAAUCAUGGGCGUCUCUCGGGGCGGAAUACCUCGUCUCGCCUUCCUUCACCACAUUCCCCUACCGCGACGACAUCACGCGUCUUAUCAACCUCUCCGCGCACCCCAAGUUCUCCUUCAGAAUCCAGUCUCUGACUUUUAACCUUGGAGAAAUGAAUGAGUACCACGCACGGCAUAACGCCUAUUUCCUGAACUACAUGCGAGAGUACGAGUCACGGCUGUUCACUCUGGAAGAAACGUGGUCGACGUAUCACCGAUGGAAGGCUCUCAAGGAGCAAUAUCUCCCUCGAGUCUGUGAUCUGGCUCUACUCACCGAAGCAUUCAGCUCCCUCUCCAACCUCAAAGACAUCUCCGUCAGCCUGACCAACUUCCCCUUCCCAUCGACCGACUGCCCCGAACUCCUAAGCCAGAUGUGGCGCAUCCCCUCCACCCGCCUCCUCCCCCGUAUCCCCACCACCUCGCGCUUCACCUCCCUCCUCAGCGCCAUCAGCCUCUUCCCCCACCUAACCAUCCAAACCCUCUCCCACGACCGUCUACCCUUCGAAUUCUUCGCCCAGAACCGGCCCCUGAUCUCCUCCAUCUCGCCCGCUUUCACACACCUGACCUCGCUGGCUCUCACGCUCGACUACCACGAUUCCAACGCUCUGCACCACGAGCCCGCAUGCCAGAACCUCGCGCUCUGUCUGCACCGCGCCACUAACCUGCACACCCUCUCACUCACCUUCCAAUCCCGCACCAAGGUCUCCAUCUCCGCCCUCCUAAGCGCCUGCUGCGACAUUCCCCUCCGCGACCUGCGCAGCCUGCGUCUGGAAGGCAUCGCAUGCACCGAGGACGAGCUCGCGGACUUCCUGACUGCGCACGCUGGCUUGAAAACCGUGGUUCUAGGCGGGCCGGGGGUGAGGACUCCGCAUCAGCCGGCGACGGGAGGGGUGCAUCUCCGAGAGGGGACGUUCGCGGGGUUGUUUGAGAGGGUGGGGAGAGGCUUGGGCUUGGAGAGCUUUGAGAUUAUGGGGGAUUUGUUGGAGGUUGAGAGCGGGAGGAGGUGGUUGCUGGAUGGGUUGGAGGAUGUGAGGAGCUUGGAUAUAUUCCAGUCUGAGUGAGUGAGUGAGUGGGGUCGGGCUGGAUUGGAUGGAUUUGAGUAGAGGAGAGGGAGGAAGAAGAGUUUAUUGGUAAUUUUUGGUGGUAAUUAUAUCACGAUUGUUGCCCCUGUCUGAUAUUCAUAUUCUACUGCUACGGGAAUGGAGUCACAACCUCUUUGAAUUAAACCCGGAAUUGAGAGAUUUAGCCACGAUUUUGGUAUUCAACGC
This is a messenger RNA of Amorphotheca resinae ATCC 22711, 1742 nucleotides long. RefSeq lists its product as hypothetical. NCBI's taxonomy places the organism in Eukaryota, Fungi, Ascomycota, Leotiomycetes, Helotiales, Amorphothecaceae. Gene Ontology annotation, molecular function: protein binding. The transcript has 2 exons. The record is from RefSeq and is a predicted model, not a curated record. The coding region runs from base 354 to 1535 and encodes 393 amino acids.